AUGGCAGAAAAUAAGAAAAGGACACUCAGUAUAGAGUUAGGAUACUUGGAAGAAUGUGCUGCAUGGAAAUUAGAAAGUAGAUUCUUUCCUAGUAAAGUAGGUGGGAAACCAGCAUGGUUAGACCUGUGUCAUCUACCAAAUAGUAUUCUCUGUGGAACUGAACAUGAAGACAAAGAAAGUGAAGAGAGACGAGAUGUUCUAGUGCCACAGUUUGAAAUUGUGAUAGAAGCUGAAGAUUGCUUACAAGAAGAAGAGGUGUCCAAUGAUUUGAAAACAGAAGAAGAAAAGUUAAAAGCAUUUGAGAAAAUGGUUCAAGAAGGCAAGGCAGGAACAUUACAAGGUGAUACUUCAUUUGAUGAACUGCAGAAGACAACAUCACCUGAAGACAGACAGUUUUCAAAGUUCAAUUCAAGAAUAAGAAGAAAUCCUGAUCAAGUGUUGCGAUAUGACAGAGGUGGGACGCCUCUGUGGAUAUCUUCAGACCACACCCCAAAUGAGGAUGACAUUCCUUGUUGCGAGUACUGUGGACAACAUCGUCGGUUUGAAUUUCAGAUUCUGCCUCAACUGCUGAAUUAUCUGGGACUUGACAGCACAGAGAAGAGUGUGGAUUGGGGAACACUGGCAAUUUAUACUUGCUCUCAAAGCUGUAAUGAAGGUCCAGCAUAUAAACGAGAGUUUCUCUGGAAGCAAGAUAUUGUAUAAUGAAAGAUUCCUUGGGGCAUCAUAUUUGAUUA
This is a messenger RNA of Zootermopsis nevadensis, 734 nucleotides long. The record is from RefSeq and is a predicted model, not a curated record. Lineage: Eukaryota; Metazoa; Arthropoda; Insecta; Blattodea; Termopsidae.